AUGUCUCAACAUAGCAAGGAUGACAUAUCCCGAAUUGGCCGUCAGCAACGACGACCACCACCAACACCCUACCGCAGCAUCUUUACUGUCCCCGAACCGAUAAAACAGCUCUUCGAUAGAUUCCCGCUGUUAACAUAUCCUGCGAACGAGCUCCCACAACGCGCCCCCCAAAACCGCAAUGCGCAUAUCCUACAUGUCUUCACCACAGAUAGAGAGGCACUGAAGGGCGCACCAUCUUUCAAUCCGGCGUGCUUGAAGUGGCAGGCCUACUUGAAAUUCUCCCAUGUCGACUUCCAAAUCGCAUCAGCGAACAACCAUGCGUCACCGAGCGGCGCCCUCCCCUUUCUACUUCCCGCCUCCUCAGAUCCAUUGAAGCCCACACAAGCGGUGCCGUCAGGAAAGCUGCAGCGAUGGGCCAUGAACAACAGCUCCAGAUCCAUAGAAGAACCCUCCGAUGUGCAAUAUGAAGCAUACCUGUCCCUGCUGGACCACCGGAUACGAAGAGCCUGGCUCUACAGUGUCUACCUCUCCCACAACUCGACCUCCAUCGCCGAACCCUUGUACAUACUCCCCACCUCAACCAAUCCCUUCGUCCGCCUCACAAUCGCGCGAGACCUGCGCCUCGCUGCCGAGAACGAGCUCCUCAAGUUUUCCACCGUCGUGAACGCAGAAACACUACACAAUCAGGCAGAAGAAGCAUUUGCAGCGCUUGAGACGCUGCUUGGCGACAAUAGGUGGUUUUUCGGCGCAUCGGGGCCUGGGUUGUUUGACGCCAGCGUCUUUGCGUACACGCAUUUGCUGCUCGACGCGAAACUCGGCAAGGGCUGGGUGGACACGCGUCUACGCGAUGCGCUGAUCUCGCGGAAGCAUUUGGUCCGGCAUCGGAAUCGGGUACUUGCCAAGUACUUUUCGUCUUCUUAG
Molecule: messenger RNA, 921 nt
Organism: Dothidotthia symphoricarpi CBS 119687
Lineage: Eukaryota; Fungi; Ascomycota; Dothideomycetes; Pleosporales; Dothidotthiaceae
Exons: 3
Coding region: 1-921 (306 amino acids)
Biological process (GO): mitochondrion organization
Cellular component (GO): SAM complex
Source: RefSeq, a predicted model, not a curated record